GGGCGUCGCUAGGAGACACGUGGAGGAGCUAUGGAUGGGAGAGGUCGUUUCGGCCACGAUGGUGGUGGUCCCAUUGCAGGGGGAGGGGUUCGAAGGCCGAGGAGCGAGCAGAUCCGACGGCCAAAGCCCCCGUCUGUGGAAGACAGCCCUCACCAUGCAGGGUUUGGGUUUUACCGUGGCGGUGAUGGUGGGGACCACCACAAGGCGCAUCAAGAUCACUCCAUUGAUCAUCGGGAUCGGUCGUCGUUUGGCACCGACUACCGGCAUGAGCGGGCGGAUCGUCAUGACCGGGACUACGGGAGCUACCAUCCCUAUCACCACCGGCAUGGAGAGCGGACGGACCGGUCGGACCGUGACAGGGGGGGAACGGGAGUGGGGAGUGGGAGUCGGCAAGGGGAGCGGGGACUGAAGCGCCAUCAAGAUCGCGACCGGGAGGGAGGAGAAAGACAUGAAAGAUAUGAGAGAGAAUGGGAGAGAGAGGUGCGGGAUCGGGAUGGGAGAUCAGGUGAACGAUACGCUGAGAGAGUGGAGAGGAUGGAGAAAGAGGAACGAGGGGUGGGAGGAGGAGGAGCGGGGGAGCAGCUACGAGAGAGACAGGCGCAGGCACAGAUAGGUGGUGGAGGAGGGGGGGAGCAGCAGAGGGAGCGGGCGCAGAGCCGGGUCGGAGGGGGAGUCGGAGAAGCAUGGCAGCAGCAAAGUUCGGGGGGUAGGAUGAUGGCGAGUGGAGGAGGAGGGGGAGGGGGAGGAGGAGGAGGAGGAGGAGGAGGAGGAGGAGGAGGUAGCAGUAAUCAGGCCCAUCUGUCAAAGCAAAGUAAGAUGGAGCGGGCAGCUUCGCCUCCUGCAACGAAGAAACUCAAGCUGAAGGUUGGCGGGAUGACCACAAGCUCGCAUACGGUGCGGGUGGGGGUGGAGAGAGAGAGGGAGAGGGGAGUGGGCGGUGGAGGCGAAAAAGAGAGGGGAGGAGAGAAAGAGAGGGGGGGAGAAAAAGAGAGGGGAGGGGAGCGGGAGAGGGACAGAGAUCGCGAAAAAGUUCGGUUAAGGGAGCGGGAGAAAGAGAGGAGAAUGGAGAGAGGAGACAGGCAUGAGAGGUGGGAGAGAGGGGAAGGAGGAGGUGUAAGGGAGAAAGACAGGGACGAGAGGGGUGGUUCUCUCAUUAGGGGCGGGAGUGUCAUUGGCUCAGAAGGCGGAGGGGUAGAUGGAGGAGUAGCGGGGAGCAGAGGGGGGGACAUGCCUGCAGAGAGGAGGGGAGGAGGGGUUGAUGACAGCAGGCCUACCCGAUCGUCGUCAUCCGCACCUUCACCCCUGCGGACAACCCCGGGCAGCGGGAGCGGCGGGAAAUCGAGGGGUGUGGUCGAUCCCCCCACCGCACCUGGUGGCCUUGGCGAUGACAACGCGAGCACUGUUGGAGUGUUAGGGGAGGUGGCAUGGCGGUAUCCCAUUGAGCUUGCAGCUGGCAAGGGGGCUGAGGAGAAAAGGCAUGCACAAGGGGGUCACAUCAUGCCCAGCGGCGGAGGCGGCGGUGGUGGCGGAGGCGGCCCAGGAGGAGGAGGAGGAGGAGGAGGAGGGCAAUCCAUGGGCUCUGUGCAUGACAACACUCAGCAACUCACACAACAGCACACAGGAAUAUCAACAUUGAAGGGGGUGGAGAAGAGUGGUGGCAGUGGCGCAGUAGGAGGAGGAGGAGGAGGAGGAGGAGGAGGAGGAGGCGUUAUGAAGAGAACUGGAACCAAAAUGCCUGCUAAGGAGGAGGCGGAGAAUCCUCCCAAGAGGAAACGGCACAGACUUAUCCUCGAAGACUCGGAGGAUGAAGAUGAUGGUGUUGGUGGGGGACCUGGUUUCCCUGCUCCAGCUGUGGAGCAGAAGCAGCAGCAUGAAGGAAGUCAAAGUCAAAGUCAGACCGGAAGAGAUGAGUCACGAGAGACGCAAGCCGUAUCGUCAUGUAAGUCCCCAGUUGCUCCUAAUAGAUCACAAGCAUCAGGGUUGGAGGAGAAGCUUACUGUCCCAUCAUUGGCUAAUCAGCAAUCAAAAGGAGUAGGAGGAGUAGGAGGAGUAGGAGGAGGAGUAGGAGGAGGAGGAAGAGGGGGGGGGGCUUUAUCGGAGGCAAAGCAAGGUUCGGCAACAGUUAUGGGUUUGGCAGGGCCCUCGAGUGAUGGCUGCUCCAAACGGUCUGACGAGGGGUUGGAGGGCAUGCCAUCUGCACCAGUUCUGCGUGGACAUGAUGCGAGGCAACAGGAAUCCACUGGGAAGGCAGCAGUGCCAGGCACUUCUAGUGGUAAUGUAGGCAGAGCAGGUGAGACUGAGUUAGGACAGCAAGUGAAAAGAGAGGAUGGCUUAGGACGGAGCAAGGCAGAGGAGCUAACACAGGAUAGGUCCAAGCGAAGGUGGGGGGAAGGACGGAGGAUGGCGAUAAGACGUAGUGGGAAGGAAGAUCAUGACGUGGGUGUCGACGGAGGAGAGAUAAAUGGGCAGAGCCCUUUCGUACCUCCAGCCACCCGCUGGGCAUCAGUGUCGGGUAGGGGUGAAGGAGAGGGAGAAGAAGAACAAGAGGAAGAAGAAAGAGGAGCGGAAGAAGGAGAAGAAGAGGAGGAAGAGGAAGAAGAGGGAGGAGGCACUGCGGAUGACUCCCCAGAAGAAGAGUACACGAGGAAAAGGUCCAAAACCACAGUUUUAACUAAAGGGGGUUCAUUGAAAGGGGGUGGGGCUGCUGCGAGGUUGUCAGUUUCAGGACUCACUGCGAGACAGAGGGCCAUCCAACAAGGGCAGCAGCAGGAGCAGGAGGGGGUGGGAUGGGCUGGUGCAGGGCCAGGAGGCGGAUCCAACGGUCUUCUCGAGUUUCCGGAUGGUCUGAUUGAUGGCAAGAAGAAGAAGGGGAAGGAAGACUCGGAGGCGGACAGGCAGUUGAAGAGGGCAGAGGCGGCGCGGAAGCGGCGGUUGCAGAUGGAGAAGGCUGCCAAGGAGGUUCAAGCUGCCACCAUGCAGAAGAUUCUGGGGCAAGAGAGCUCGCGCAAGAAGAGGGAAGGCAAACUGCUAAGGCAGAGGCACGAACAGGAGGAGGAGCGAAGGGCCGCUGCCUUGCAGCCUGCACACAACAGCAUACGUUGGGUCAUCGGUGCAGAGAAGACUAUCGUCUCCUUUUCCGAGGAUGUGGGACUUCCAGAUGUUCUGUGUGCAAAAGACCCUCCCCUGUACCCUCCACCACGGCAGAAGUGCUCUGUCCCAGCAUGCGGGAAUCCGUAUGUCUAUCGCUGCUCGCGAUCAAAGAUGCCCCUCUGCAGUCUGCAAUGUUAUCGAGCUAUCAGAAAGCUCACAGGUGAUACUGUAAACAUCAGGCCCUCGAGCGCUUGAUCCCCAUCUGUCAAAUUCCCUUGUUUGCAUCGAUUAGACAGCACCUGUGGAUAGCGCACACAGAUUGUUUGUUGCUGGGUUAGAUUGGUUGAUGAAUGAUGAUUGUUUCUUUCCUCUGGUAGUAAAAGUGGUAAAUAAAAGAAGGGACAAUCGAUCAGCAGAGAGUCGGAGACUGAGUGCGUAGAUAUUGGUGGAGAAGGAUUGGACCCCCUCUCCCAUCUUUUGUCCCACUCAUUUGUUCUGCUACGCCCCGCCACCUCACCAACGUGUUAACCGUCAGCUGUGAUAGCACUGUCUCCCCUUGUCCUUCUCACCUCUCUUGUGACUCUUUUUUUUGUUUCGUUUGCUGUGCAAGUGACGGGUGUCUUCAAGGAUACCCUUUGUGCUUGUUCUCUUUCUAUUCCGUCCCUGACCCUAUCAACACUGUUGUCUUUUGCAAGCCCUGUACCUGUCCCUCCUCUUUGCUCAGUUGUUGAGUUUGGUGAGAGUCGUCUGUGAGUUGAUUCAUGCUUCUGCUUCUUUGCGGAUCGUGGCGUACAGUCACCAGAUGUCUUGCCUCGCCGGGUUUGGGUUAGAACUUAGAAGCCCACCUUUAAACCGCUACCGGUAGUACGCGCGGGCCGAGAGGCGAUCCACUGCGCGCCAAGCUUUUUGCCAAACCGUCACCGGUGCACUUUUUUUCUUCUCUGGGUAGUGCCACCAGCCGUUGUGGUCUGGUAGGCCCGAGGCACAAAAUUGUCGGAGUCGGCGACGAAACAUUCUCUGCAAGGUUGGGGCGGUGUACUAGCGGUUUAAGAGUGUGCAGGUUGAUUGUUUUUUUUACUUUUCACGCACCCUCUUAUGGCAUAAACCCACUCAAUCACACUGGGGCUAUAUCGGCGAAUGUGGUCUUAAAUCAGGUUGGGUACGUUUUUAUCACUGGUCCUCAUGAGAGGAUGAUGUUACGAAUGCCGACAGGCCACAGCGCCCUUUCCUGCACGGACCGAGGCUGAUGUCCAUAGAUGACCGACCACGCUGCCAUUGGGCUUGUGUAGCUACGACAUCACGGUACGGUACUCAUCCGGUGAUCAGGUUUAUACAUCCACAUCAUCACAGAAAGAAUUGGCGAUUCCAUGUAAACAGGCAGGUGAUCUAGCACGGCCCCAGGUGGCUACUGCAUUCCACCUCGCUUUGCCGCUCUGCGGUUUGUCACAUGAACUCCUUCCUGAGCAAGGAUGGGAGAGAGGGAGCAGGUUCUUGUGAGGGUCGACGUGUAUGAAGCAUCCCUAUGCUCGUGUCACAUUAUCAGUGGUCAUUGCGACCAUCUCUUUUUCCUGCCCAUGAACAAACGAUACAGCAGGGGCGGGCACAUUGAGGUAAGGUGGAAAUGAACCACCAUCCCGAAC
Messenger RNA from Chara braunii, 4730 nucleotides. The record is from the annotation of a GenBank genome assembly. Lineage: Eukaryota; Viridiplantae; Streptophyta; Charophyceae; Charales; Characeae.